Messenger RNA from Sorghum bicolor (sorghum), 1914 nucleotides. RefSeq lists its product as uncharacterized. The transcript is spliced from 2 exons. The coding region runs from base 1 to 1368 and encodes 455 amino acids. NCBI's taxonomy places the organism in Eukaryota, Viridiplantae, Streptophyta, Magnoliopsida, Poales, Poaceae. The record is from RefSeq and is a predicted model, not a curated record.
AUGGUAGGCAAGCCGCCACAACACCGCCACCACCAUGGCUCCUCCUCACAUGGUGGGGCAGAGGAGCUCAACCUCUUGCACAUGGCCAGGGGCUCCCCGCCGCCGCCGCCAGACGGUGGCGGCGAGAGACGGGGCGCGCUGGGCCAGUGGAAGUGCAGGCUGCUGGGCUCCCUCCGCCCGCGGCGCGCGCGCUGCGUGGUGUGCCUGCAGGUGCAGCACGUCACCGGCCUGCCCCCAGCCGCGGAGGGGCGCGGGGUGGUGGUGGGGUGGCGGAGCAGGGGCGGCGAGCAAGGGGAGCACACGGCGCCGGCCCGGGUGGCGCGGGGCGCCGCCGCGUUCGACGAGGUGUUCCUGCAGUACUUCACCGUCGGCGGCGCCACGCUGCGGGGCUUCACCGUGUGGGCAGCGCUCCUCGACGCGCCCGCCGAUAAUGGGGAUCUUGGCGCGUUCCCCGUCGACCUCGCCGAGGUCGCGGCCACCGCGGCGGAGACCUCCAACCCCAGCAAGUUCGGAGGCAAGGCGCUCAGCUUCCCGCUGGGCGGGGCGGCGGCCGGUGCGGUGCUCACCGUCAGCGUCUACUGCAGAGUGAUGGAUCAGCACGAGGACAACCAUGGGGCUGCUAACAAUGGUCAAGCAAGGGAGAAGAAGAACAAGGGCAAAGCAGGCUCCUACGCCUCUUGCCUGCCGGACCUGAGCUGCCUCCGCAACCGGCAGGUGGCGGCAGCGGCGGCAUCCGGCGGUUUGGCGCGCCGUGCCACGUCCAUCCGCUCUGACCGUGGCGGCUUCAUCACCAUCGAGAACUCGAUGGCCGAGAUGGACGGCGGCGGGGCCGGGACGGCCUUCGGCGUGGCGGCGGAGGACGUGGACGAGGAGGAAGGCGCGGGGUUCAUCACCAUGGAGAAGAGCAGGGUGUCGUCGAGGUCGUCGAGCCGGCCGCUGCCGCCGGACACGGUGGAGGAGGAGGAAGAGGAGGAGGAGGACGAGAAGCCGUGCCUGUUGAUGGAGCUGUCGUCGGAGGAGGCGGCGUCGGCGGCGGACGUGGAGAAGGUGGAGGACGAGUUCCUGGCGAUGCUGGAGGACAGGUACUGGGCCAGGAGCAAGGAGAUCGAGAAGGGGCUGGGCGUGAGCCUGGACAUUGGGCUGGACCUGGGUCUGGACCUCGACUCGCUCAUCAAGGACGCCGAGAUGGAGCUCGCCAAGGCGGAGCAGUCGUGGAAGAGCAAGGUCGGCGCCGCCAUCGUGGAGGAGGAGGAGUACAAGGAGCUCGUCCGGAGGUGGAGCGCCAGGGAGGCCAGCCACCACUCUGCUGCUGCUGCGGCUGCCGCCACCGGCUGCUCCUGGGGCUUUGGAUUCGGGAGCCCAAUCUGAAAAUGGACUUGGAUGGAUGCCUCCGUUCUUGUUUUUCUGUCUACUCUACUUGAUCAUCAUGCACGUUUAAUGUUAUAUAUAUAUAUGUGGAUGAACAUGUUGAUUCAAUCAGAAAUGUAUUGUAAUUUGGCUGAUGCAAUGUAAUAUUGAGAAAAUUAAAGCCUCGUUUGGUACACAACACUAUUUUUCUGGUGGAGUAGUGUUUUUUUUAAAAAAAAAAAAAUAGCUCCACUAGCAGCUCUGCUUGAACUUAUUAGUCAUGAAACAGUGUUUUUUUCUCAUCCGUCUUAUCAGCGGCAGAAACCAUCGGCCGAACAACUUUUUAUACUAGAUAUGAUAAUAUGAGUUAGGAGAAAAUACGUACUUUUAAUAGCCUUCUCUCUCCACCACGUCAAAUCCUGAGCACAAUCAGCAAUCAAAUUGAUUGCUCAAAUCGACUAGUUAGGGACACCCUAAAGGAUGGAAAAGAAUCCAUGCAAGACCUCAAAUUCAACCGCUUCUUGUUUCAAGCUCACUCACGACAUCGCCAUGCCUACCUAAACUCAG